Messenger RNA from Papaver somniferum (opium poppy), 699 nucleotides. RefSeq lists its product as uncharacterized. Bases 1 to 699 code for a protein of 232 amino acids. The transcript has a single exon. Lineage: Eukaryota; Viridiplantae; Streptophyta; Magnoliopsida; Ranunculales; Papaveraceae. The record is from RefSeq and is a predicted model, not a curated record. Gene Ontology annotation, molecular function: zinc ion binding; nucleic acid binding.
AUGGACAGAGUUAUCUAUAUUAAGCAAGUUAAAGCAGCAUGGGAUGGUUUGGUCAGCUAUUACACAGGGUCUGACAAGGUCAAGAAGGUUAGAUUGCAAACCCUAAAGAUAAAGUAUGAAUUAUUGCAGAUGGAAAGUACUGAAACAAUAUCAUAUUUUUUCUCAAAGACUUUGAAUCUUGUCAAUGAGAUGAAGGCCAAUGGUGAUACUGUAGAAGAAUCAACUGUUGUGGAGAAGAUAUUAAGAAGCUUGCCCGAGAAGUUUGAAUCCAAAGUUACUGCUAUAGAAGAAUGCAACACAGUUGCAACUAUGACUCUUAAUGAGUUGUUGGGUUCAUUACAAGCAUAUGAACAAAGACUGCUAGAAAAAACAGCUGCUGCAAAACAAGUUGAAGAGGCACUUCAGAGUCAAGUUAACUGGAGAAGUAAUCAAGGAAAACCUAAUGCUGGUAAUUUUCAAGGAAGAUAUAACAAUAAUGGAAGUUAUAGGAAGCCAUUAGACAGAUCAAGAAUACAAUGUUAUAAUUAUGGAUAUUUUGGACAUAUUGCUACUGAAUGUCCAAAACCAAGAAAGACUGUUGCUAACAAUUACAAAGCAAACUUCAAGGUUAAUAUUGCUGAAAGUCAAGAAGAAGAAAAAGAAGAGCAGAAGGAUGAAAACAUGCCACUUGCAUGUCAUACAGCAGAAGAACAACCAUAA